UCUAUACUUUCAGACUUUUGACAGAAAUUCAACUAAAGAAACCAGAGGAAACAAUUCAUGAAGAUUGAAGAUUAAUCAACAAUGGAGGAGCUAUGGAAAUUCAUCAAGGUAUGGUCUUUCGCUUUCAUAGCCUUGAGUUAUUGUUACUUUGUUCCUUCAAGAAUUCCAAAAGGAAUAUUCAGAUUGCUUUCUAUCAUCCCAAUACUAUACUUAUUCAUAAUUCUUCCAUGGAAUCUCGACACCAACCUUCUUAGAGGUCCUACUACUUUGUAUCUUGUUUGGUUAGGAAAUUUCAAUCUUCUUCUAUUUUCAUUUGGGAAAGGCCCUCUAUCUCCUAAAGAUCGACCAGUUUCGUUCUUGAAUUUCUUGGCCCUUGCUUGUCUACCUAUCAAGAUCAAGCAAACAAGCAAGAAUAACAAUAAUUCAUCUCUCGAGUCAUCAGAAAGACCGCCUUUGCGUUUGGCGAUCAAAGUAUUAGUUUUGGGGAUAUUGACUAUUGGUUGUGCACAUAAAGAAAGCAUCCAUCCAAAACUUCUGUUGUUUUGUUACUGUGGUUAUUUGUAUAUUGGCUUGGAAUUCACACUACUCGCCGUUGGAGUAACAACCGCAAAACUCCUAAACUUAGAAACGGAACCAGUUUUUGACGAACCUUACUUUUCAGCAUCACUGCAAGAUUUUUGGGGCCGAAGAUGGAAUUUAAUGGUAACCAAUAGUCUACGAGUAAUAGUAUAUGAACCCGUAAGGAAAUGGGGUCAACUACCAGCUGUGACCGCGACGUUUGUUGUUUCGGGAAUUAUGCACGAGAUUAUGUUUUUUUACUUAAUUGGGGUGAAACCUACAUGGGAAGUCACUUUGUUUUUCAUUUUUCAUGGGUUUUGUAUUGGUUUAGAGAUUAAGGUGAAAAAGCUUGUUAAUGGAAGGUGGACGCUGCCUCUGAUGGUGUCAAGGCCAUUGACAAUUGGAUUUGUGAUACUAUCUAGUUUUUGGUUGUUCUUCCCACCACUCAUAAAGGGUGGCUUUGAUGAGAAGAUUAGUAGAGAGAUUGUUGCAUGCUUUAAUUACGUAUCUGGUGUUUGAUCUUUUUAUUUUUUGAAUUCCCAUACUUAUCGGAUA
Molecule: messenger RNA, 1113 nt
Organism: Papaver somniferum (opium poppy)
Lineage: Eukaryota; Viridiplantae; Streptophyta; Magnoliopsida; Ranunculales; Papaveraceae
Product: probable long-chain-alcohol O-fatty-acyltransferase 5
Exons: 1
Coding region: 82-1077 (331 amino acids)
Biological process (GO): lipid metabolic process
Source: RefSeq, a predicted model, not a curated record